AUGCAAAUGCUUUAUAUUCGGCUGCAUCAAAACAAAACCAAUUGGAUGUUGUUUGUUGAUAAAGAUUUUCAAAAACUAGAUAAAUUGUUAAAAUCAGAUAAAAAUCUAAAAGAUUUGUUACGAAAUCCAAUAUUAUCAAGAGAACAACGUGAGUGUCAAAUUCGACAAUAUGUUUGUUUAUCCAUGGUGCAUGAAAUUGUUACGCAAGAGAAGCUCUCUGACAUUACCAAAUCCACAUUAGAAUUGCUGAUUGGUAAUAGCCGUGAAAAACGUCUGAGUAAUUUUAUUCAAGUGAUGAAUCGUCUAAUGGUUUCACAUCAUCGUGAGUUGUUGUGUCGUGUUAUUAUGGCCAAAGAAUUGAAUGAUCGAACACGUAAAGAAUUAGAUUCAAUAUUACAAACAUUUGCACAAAAAGGUGAAAAACUAAAUAUAGAAACAUUUGUGAAUUCUGGCGGUAUGGUUGUGGAAAUUGGUGAUAAAUAUAUUGAUAUGAGUAUACAGACAAAACUAAAACAAUAUACAGACGUAUUAAAUACAAAUAUUUAG
Messenger RNA from Didymodactylos carnosus, 546 nucleotides. Lineage: Eukaryota; Metazoa; Rotifera; Eurotatoria; Philodinida; Philodinidae. The record is from the annotation of a GenBank genome assembly.